Molecule: messenger RNA, 8862 nt
Organism: Morone saxatilis (striped sea-bass)
Lineage: Eukaryota; Metazoa; Chordata; Actinopteri; Moronidae
Gene: cica
Product: capicua transcriptional repressor a
Exons: 22
Coding region: 1264-8862 (2532 amino acids)
Biological process (GO): regulation of transcription by RNA polymerase II
Cellular component (GO): nucleus
Molecular function (GO): DNA-binding transcription factor activity, RNA polymerase II-specific; RNA polymerase II transcription regulatory region sequence-specific DNA binding
Source: RefSeq, a predicted model, not a curated record
ACAGGCAGACAGAAAGAAAGAGACUAGUGGGAGGAUGGAUGUAGAAACAGGGACAGACAGACAUGUAAGUUAACAAACAGUCACUGACAAGUAGAUAUGCCUAGUGGUGGAUGAUAGACAUCAAUCCAGAACAUCUUGACAGUGAAUAUCACAGUUGGAGUGGGGAAUUUCAAAAAGAUGACAGAGCAUAUAGGGGGUGUUUUGAUUCUGCUUCUUAUAUACUUGUUGUUAACAGACUUGACUCUUGUAUUGGAAGAAAUGAGGCAGAGUACACAACAGCUAGGACCCGAGGCAAGUCCCGCGCGUAUCAGCCACACAGCAAACAAACCAGUUAAAUGACAACACUCCCCUGUUCAACAAGUCAGCAAAAUCAAUCUGUUUUACUUUCUAAACGGAGGCCGAACUGUGAAUGAGUCCGGUGUGGAAUAGGAGAUAUUCUGAAUGACUCUGGCAUGGUUAGGAGCGUUACUGAAUGACUCUGGUGUGGAAUAACAAUUAUUCGGAACAACUCUGCUCUUCUGGAUGACUGCAGCACAAAAUGAGGAUAGGGACUUAAGUGGAAGGAGAGUAAAGAAAGAGAGAGAUGAGAGGUAGAAAUCGAUAAUAGAGAGAGAACAGAGAAUGCAGGCAAGGGAUAAGAAUGAAAGUGUAAUAGUAGCAAAAAGAGAGAGAGAGAGAGAGAGGAAUAAAGUAACGGGAAGUUAGGUAAUGGUCUUCCACAGGAAAUGGAGUUUGUAGGGGCGGAUUGACUCUGCUUUGAAAUACAUAGAUAAAGGUCGCCACAAAGAGAGAGGGAGCGAGAGAGAGAAAGGGAGGGUUUCAGUAUGCAAGCGAAGAAGGAAUUCCCCCGCCUCUACUGCCCCGGCCAAGAAGUAGUGCGUGUGUGAGAGUGUGUGUGAGAGGAGUGCAUGCAGAAAGGCUUGUCUGGGCAAAUUGCAAAGCGCUUCUCACUAUUUCCAUACUCUGUUGUAAGUCAAAAUUGUGUUUACCCUACAAUAUCGCCUCCUGUUUUCAAUAUGUACCUGGUAUGGAUGCAGGCCUUGUGUAAUAGUCUCUGGAAUAAGGUGGGCAAGUGCUGAAGUCGCGCAACGAAGACAAGACAGGAUGAGAGAGAGAGGCCCCGGCAGAAGAGGAAAAUAGAGAGAAUAGAAAGGAGGGGGAAGAAGAAAAAGUGAGGCGGAGCAAGAGAGGAACGCCAAAGAGAAUCUCUGGGAUAAAUAAAUAAAAAGAUUUGUUUGGAGAAAAGGCAAGCUAGAUGAAAAGAUGAAGCCGAUAAAAAAGCAGGGCCGGCGCUCUCCUCCCUCCACCCGGGCCAAAGGGGGGAAGCGUCGUGGAGCAGGGGAUGCCCCUGAAGGAGGGGAGAAGAGAGACUCAGAUGAGAACAGGGACAGAAGCAGAUCCCCACAAAACCGUACACCAUCCUCUUCCUUUUCGUCUAACUCACACUCAGAGUCCUCCCAGGCAGACCCAAUCCGAGCACAGGACACUUCAGAGGGUGAUGGGUUGUCAGAGACGACAGUAUCACUCGUGAUGGAUUCUGGGAAAUUGUUGACAUCCUCAGAUGAUAGAUCAGGGAGGUCAGCUGUGAGCGGCAGCAGCCACAGUGACAGUGGUGGUAGCAGUUGUAGUAACAGUAGUACACCAAGCGCAAACAACAGCCCAAACCCCGCCUCCAGCCGAAAAACGGCCACCUUCAAGGCCCGCGUUCCCAAGAAGAAGUACACCUCUGAACACUGCUCGUCUACAAGUGGUAACCACAGCAACCCUUCCUCCAGCACGCCCCCUCCUCUUCCUCUCAGUAGUGGGGUCAUCAACCACGGGUCAACGGAUUCAGGAAGUGACAUCGGUGUCUCGCACCCUGAUGGCGAGAGUCAGAGUAGGAGCCUGAUGGACGACUUCCACAGCAGGAGCACUGGCAGGGAAGGGCAUCAGGAUGGCUCCCCAGGACCCCCUACCCUGUCACUGGGAGGGGAGAGGGAAAGGCCUGGAAGAGUUGAAGGGAUGAGAGACGCAGAGCGAGUGUCGCCAAGCCCCCUGCCCCGCUGCUCUUCAACAGACACCGCCAGCGAGCACUCAGCUGACCUGGAGGUAGUUAGCGACACACACAACCUCACACAGAUGUCUACACAUGCACCAUCCAGUCUCCCUGAUGCACUGUCUGACGCCCUGGCAAAAGGGCUGAAGAAUCAGCGUGUCCUAGCCCGCCAGCUCAGGAGAAGAAGUGAGGAGGAGGGAGGAGGCGAAAGGAGGGAUGAAGGGUGUUCAGACUUGGUGUUCCGGGCUGGGGUGGUCCGUAAGGUCAGUGGCGAAUUUGGCAGCCUGGAGGUGCAACUGAAUGGGGAGAAGACGCUGUGGCGUUAUCCAUAUCGACAUGACAGCCCCCCAGGAGUGGUGGACAUUAUCCUAGAUGCCCCACCUCCUGGUGUCCAUCCAAUACCUAUUGGCACCCGUGUCUGUGUACCAUUUGGCAAUGAGGAGGGUAGCGAGGGCCAGUGGCAGUGGUACCGAGAAGGUGUAGUGACCCAGGUGGACACACACCCCGCAGUGGCCAACCGCUACCGUGUCCUGCUGUCUGAGGAAAGAUCUCACUCUGUGGACGAGGAAGAGGAUGGCAGAGUGGCAGCUGGUGCUACCCAAGCAGUGUGGGUCUCCCGACAAACACUCCGGCUUCUGGUACCACCUUGGGACCUGGAUCUGCCAUCAGGAGGAGGACGAGAUGGAGAAGAGGUGGUCAGAGACAAAGACAGGGAGCGGGAAGACAGGGAGGAGAUAGACGUGGAGCAGGAGGUGUGUCGUUUGAGCCGGGGGAUGACACCUGGCGUGGGGUCGGUGUUGGGGAGAGGAAUGCCCUACCCAGGCAUGGUCCCUGUUUCCUCCACAUCGGGCCACAACAUUACCUCCCCAGUAACCCCAGUAUCAGUCCUCAGCCUCGCUCCUGGCCGAGAAUGGGAAAUCGAGAAAGACUUGGAGAGGGAGAGGGACCUCCAGAGAAAACAGGAUAGAGAGAGGGAAAGAGAGCGAGAAAGGGAGAACACUGCAAAGCAGCAGCAGCAUCAACAGCAGCAACUCCACCCAUACAUGCCACUCACCCCCGAAGAAGACAUGGAGGUUUCCCACUUUAACAUGGUCCCAAUGGGGGCAAUCAUACCUGGGGCUAAACCAAUGGUAGGUCCCCAGCAUCGCCACAUUGUCUCUAAGCCCCCGUCUGGCUACCUCAAUCCCCACCUGUCGGUGGUUCGGGGCAUCGGGAUCCCCCCUGCACACCUGGCCUUGAAUCCCCACCCCCCUCCUUCACCUGUCCUGUUAGGCCUUGACCCAGCCGCUGGAGCUGGUGCUGUCAUUACCACCCCCCAGCUCCCUCCACUCCCUCCCAUCUCCUCUUCCACCGCAUCCUCCUCCAGAGUAGAGAAGGCCUCAGGAGGAGGUUCUUCCAGUGGAGGAGCAGGUGGUGGCGGUGGAUCUGGAUCAGGUUCAACUUCCUCCUCCUCCUCACGUUCCCGCACCCCACUGACAGCUGCCCAGCAAAAGUACAAGAAGGGGGAUGUGGUGUGCACGCCCACAGGCAUCCGUAAGAAGUUCAAUGGGAAGCAGUGGAGGAGGCUGUGCUCCCGAGAGGGCUGCUCUAAAGAGUCACAGCGCCGAGGAUACUGCUCCAGGCACCUCUCAAUGAGGACCAAGGAGAUGGAAGCCAGUGGAGGCAGCCGGGAACGGGGUGGAGCCAGCAGCACAGGGACCCUGACGCCAUCUGACCUCCGACUGAGCGGUGGGAGAGCCAGCUCAGACUUUGACUGGGAUGAGACGUCACGGGAAAGCAGUGAAGCCAGCAGUCGUGGGGGAGACUCCCGCCCCCGUUUGGUCCUCCCCUCUCUGCUCCCCCAGGACCUCUCUCGUUUCGAUUUUGAUGAGUGUGAGGCAGCAACCAUGCUGGUCUCCUUGGGGGGCUCCCGCUCAGGCACGCCCUCAUAUUCCCCUAUCUCCAACCAGUCACCCUUCUCCCCUACCCCAUCACCCUCACCCUCUCCGCUCUUCGGGUUUCGCCCUGCCAACUUUAGCCCCAUCACUGCUCCCGCCUCACUUACUCCACGCCGCCAUCGCCAGCUUAGCGGCACUAAGAUGGGCACACCAGGUGCUGAACGAGAACGCCACCUGUCGGGGAUUGUGCCCACUUUUCAGACCAACCUAACUUUCACAGUCCCCAUGAGCCCCAGCAAGAGGAAGCUCGACACCCACCCACCUCCUCCACUGCCCACAGUCCAGGACUACCAGACCAAACCUGAGCAACAGCAGCUGGUGGGCAUGGGGGGAGGGGUGGUAGGAGACUCAAUCCUGGGCCACAACCCUGCUGCCUUUAGAGUCCUCUCCCCCCAGAGUCAGGCCACAACCCCCUCCUCACUUUCCUUCCCCCGGCCCCGUAGUGCCACCAGCAGGCCGCCAUCCUCUGCAGCCUCCACGCCUCCACCCAUGCUGGUCUCUCCCACUCCCCCGUCCCCGCUGCCCCAGGAACCCUCCCCACGCCGUAUUGUGCCCCUCCGCGAUUCCCCAGUCAUUGUCCGCAACCCAGAUGUCCCCCUGGCCAAGUUCUCUGAUGGCCCAUUAGGGAGGAGAGAGAGAAGCAGGUCCAGAGAGCACAGCCAGCCCCAACACACAGGUCCCCCAGGCCUGCAGGUCCCCGUCCCCAUCAACGGGGCCACCACCAACGGUGCGGUUCUCCUGCGCAACCCCACAUCCACACUUGUCCUGGUCACCUCCAGCUCGUCCCUGACUCCAGCCACAGUGGGCCAAACCCUGUCCAGCCCCUCCACCCCUGGGUCAAUGCCCACUUCAUCGGGCUCAGUCCUGUCCUCCUCUGGUUCUGGAGGCAGGGAGAGGGAGAGAAAACCUGAGGGACACCAGGAUGCCUCUGGAGGGGCGCUGCCACAGCCAGUAGCCUGUCACCCGACGCCAACUGCCCUGCUGCCGCUCAUACUGCCAGCUGAGUCGCCUCACCCUGCUCCACGCAAGCAAAUCAUCAUGGGACGCCCAGGGACUGUUUGGACCAACGUGGAGCCUCGGUCGGUGCCAGUGUUCCCUUGGCAUUCGCUUGUCCCUUUCCUGGAGCCCAGCCAAUCAGGAACGGCUGCCCAGCCUGCCGAUGGCCAACAGCUUGUCAAUCAGAGCAAAGAGCCCCGCUGUGGUGUGGCCUUGGUGAGCGACGGACGGACAGGCCCUCCAGAUUUAGAGAGGGGAUCGCCGUCAUGCCCACCCCCGACCAAUGACAAUCCUCCUACAGACCGGGGCGGGGCUGACAGCGAGACAGAGAGCGAUACAGAUGACCCGUUUUCCCCGGGUGUGGCCAAUGAUCCGUCGCCCUCCACUGGCACCAUGAAGAGACGCACACAGUCCCUCAGCGCCCUUCCUAAGGACGGAGACAGGAAGAGGGAGAAGGACCACAUCCGCCGUCCCAUGAAUGCAUUCAUGAUCUUCAGUAAACGCCACCGCGCUCUGGUGCACCAGCGACACCCCAACCAGGACAACCGGACAGUCAGUAAGAUCCUGGGGGAGUGGUGGUACGCUCUGGGGCCCAACGAGAAGCAGCAGUACCACGAUCUGGCCUUCCAGGUGAAAGAGGCCCACUUCAGAGCCCACCCAGACUGGAAGUGGUGCAACAAGGACCGUAGGAAAUCGCUGUCAGAGGGUCGUGGGACACCAAAAGAAUCACGGGAGAGGAGCAUGUCUGAGAGCAUAGAUCCCCAUCCAGAGUCCCAGGUGCUCGAGGGGAAGGGAGGGGGCUCGGUCUGGCCAGGGGGAUCGGAGCGUCGAGGGGGGCUGUUUGUUGGGCAGCACCCCCGUCCCCGAGCCUUUUCCCAGAGUGCCGUGCACACCCUGGAGCAGAGGGAGAGAGAGAGAGACCUGGAGAAGGAGGACGGUGCGAGUUUAUUUCGCCACCGGCCCCUACCUCAGUCCCUCUACCAGGGCGGAGCCAGCGAGGACGUGACCAGCGAUGAAGAGCGCAUGGUCAUCUGUGAGGAAGAAGGGGACGAUGAUGUCAUGGAGGAUUCCUGUCCUGAAGGCUCCAUUGACCUCAAGUGUAAAGAGAGAGUGACAGACAGUGAUGAGGACGAACCAGACGGACAGCAUGGCUUCCAGCCAGUGGCUCACUCCUCUCUCUCCUCUUCCUCUCCCUCCAUCCCUCACUCUGACUCCACCUCAGCGAAAGGGAACGGAGGAGGAGGAGGUGGUGAAGAGGGCUCUGAGAGAAAGAGAAAGAGAGCUACAGACGGAGGAGAGGAGGGGAGCGAGGGAGUAUCCAAGAGAGAAGAAACAGCAGCAGGUGGAGGAGAGGGAGGUGGAGGUGGUGGGCAGGGUGUCUCCUCUCUGUCCAUCGCAGGCUUCACGUCCAGCACCGAGGCUCCCCUCGCUUUGGCCCAGCAGGGUUUGACCCAGGUCCUCGGCGCCGUCCACAUGGCUCCUUCUAUGGUGACCAAUGCAGUGCGACCCAUCGCCAGCACGCCCAUCCCCAUCGCCAGCAAGCCAUUGGAAGGAGCCGUCACCCUCAGCUCCCUGCCCCAAGACAAGAAAGCCACUCUCCUGAUUGGAGGAGGCGGACCUCAGCAGCUGCCAAUCACUGCAGGGGGUGGGUACCUGUCCUCAUCCUCCUCUCCUGGUCCAGUCAGUGUAACCCCUUUGGGGGGCAGCAGCCUGGUCACUAACCUGCUUCUAGGAGGGUCCUUUCCCGCUGCCAAACCAGUUCAGCUCCUCGCCCCGCAGCCCACGCAACAGCACGCACAAACUCCCCUACCUGUCCUCCAGCCCCAGCUCCACCCCACUGCCGCCACCUCCUCUCUCACACCUCCCACCGGCCCCAAGCCGCUAGCUCAGGUCCAGUACAUCCUGCCUACCGAGACCCCCUCCUCCCCUCAACUCACCCACCAGCAAAUUCUCUCCCUGCCCACCAAUGCCACCCUGGCCAAUGGCAUGCACUCAGGGGCGGGAAUCAGAGUUGCACCAGUCAGCCCCGGGACCAGAGUCCAAACCCAGUCGCCUGUCAUGCAGAGCAAAAUGUUGGUUCCCAUGGCAACAGUGAGAACAGGGUCUACUCCUCCUCAUCCUUCCAUUUCCCUGGUCGCUCCGCCUCUUCCUGUGCAGAACGGCCCCGCGUCAGGAAACAAGAUCAUCCAGAUCGCUCCCAUGCCUGUGGUCCAGACCAACGUUCACCCUGGCGGCGCAGCAGCAGUGCAUCCUGGGAGCCCCUUUCCUGUUUCCAUGGCAACGGUGAUGGCUCCCGGUGCCGCGCCCCCACAGACUGUUCUUCUGACCUCUCCACCCACCAGGAUCACCUAUGUCCAGUCUGGCCCAGGAGUUACCGCGGCAACACCCCAACAGGCCACACCCACUCCAGGCCCGGCCUAUCUCCCAUCAUCUUUGGCAACCCUGGGCUUCACCGCCAUCGCCCCGGCAGGGCAAACCCUGGUUCAGCCGAUCCUUGGUCAACCACCACUGUUAGCUCCAGCCCCGCCCCUGAGCUGUCAAUCACAGACCCCUCCAGGUCAGGCCUCAGGAACCGCUGGUCGUCAGGUACUAACUGCCAUCUACCCUGCACCAACCGUUGCACUGCCUACUGGCGUGGUCUCUGUGACCACCGUGCCGCCCGCAGUGGCCGCCCCAGCCCAGGACAUUAUAAACCCUUCCUCUCCGUUGGCAACGGGGGUGCCGGGUUCAGCGGUGGCGACCCCACAGCCUAACGUAGCAGUGGAGGUGGAGCCGAAGGUGGAGGUGAAGAGGGAGAGCCAGCUGGAUGGUCAGGCUGAGGAUGGAGGAUACGGGGUGCAGAGCUGUGCUGCCAGCUUCUCAUUGGCCACCUGUAUGAUUAAUGACACAGCAGUAAAAAAAGAGGAGGACAUCGGUCUGCACAUCAAAGAAGAAAAUCUAAGAGAUGGGCACAGCAGAGAGUCACGAAGCGAGAUGGACAAAGAGCGAGAGAGGGGGAUGAAGGAGAACAGUGAAAAGAAGGGAGGCAGAGACACAGACAGAGAGGACCACAGCAUGGGCGACAGCAGCAAAGAGGCUGGACCUCGUUCCCCUCCUGCACCACCCUCAGGUUUGGACCCCCCUCCCCCUCCCCCUGCAGAAAGAGACCCCCCCACUUCCUCAAAGAAGACCAAGUUCCGACCCCCACCGCUCAAGAAGGCACCCGACUCUCUCGAAAAGGUCUUGUCGGAGACGUACUUUGAGGAGCGUUUUGCUGAGCUUCCAGAGUUUAACCCAGAGGAGGUCCUGCCUUCGCCCACUCUGCAGAGUCUGGCCACCUCACCAAGAGCCAUCCUGGGAAGCUACCGCAGGAAGAGACGCAACUCCACCGAGCUGGAGCUGACAGCAGAAGAUCCCAGCUCCCCGAGGAGGAAGACUCGUCGUCUCUCCAGCUGCAGCUCGGAGCCCAACACCCCCAAAAGCGCCGCCAAGUGUGAGGGAGACAUCUUCACCUUCGACAGAGCAGGCACUGAAGGAGAGGAUCUUCUUGGAGACUUGGACCGGGUCCCCUACUCGUCUCUGCGUAGAACUCUGGAUCAGCGGCGGGCCCUGGUCAUGCAGCUGUUUCAGGAACAUGGCUUCUUUCCCUCAGCUCAGGCCACUGCUGCCUUCCAGGCACGCUACUCGGACACCUUCCCCACCAAGGUGUGUCUGCAGCUGAAGAUCCGCGAGGUCCGUCAGAAGAUCAUGCAGACGGCCACGCCUGGAACCCUCGAGCCUGGAGGGUCAGUGGAAGCCAGCCCUGCCCCGACCCACAGUUCCUCUUUUAAUCAAUCAGCCCGGGAGGACGGAGGGGCGGAGCAGCAAGGAGAUAAAGGCCGGGGCCCUGAGGAGCCAAAAAGCGAAGGAUCCUAA